UUUUUUCUUUGUCUUCAGAGCUAACGACUCAACAAAAAAAACAGUUCGACCAGCGUGACCAAUAUACUCUUUAACUCACUUUUGUCUCUCCCUUUGUAAUAAUAAAACACAAAAUCACAAACACAAGAGAGCAAAAGUAAAAAAAAUGGCAGAAGAAUCUAUCACCACCACCACUCUCGCUACAUCGGAGAAUCAACCAUCAUCGGGGCUAACACCUCCACAAGAAUCAAACUCUACUCAUCAAGUCUUGGCGACUGAGACUGAAACUCUAGAGCAAGCUACCGAGACUAAUCCACCGGAAACUGCAGUAACCGCGGCGGCUCAGCCUGAAGUAACACCGGAAGAGCAUCACCCACCAAAAGUAACGGAAACACAAACGGCGUCAACAGAGAAAAAAGAGACGUCGCAGAAGGAAGAAGCAUCUGAAGAGGACAAGAGAAUUCCACAGAAUCUUGGCUCUUUCAAAGAAGAGAGCAGCAAGCUCUCCGAUCUCUCCGAUUCCGAGAAGAAAUCUCUUGAUGAACUGAAACAUCUUGUGCGAGAUGCUCUAGACAAUCACCAAUUCGGUUCAGUUCCUAAACCGGAAGAUGGCAGCAACGCACCUGAAGAAGUCACGAUCUGGGGAGUUCCUCUCCUCAAAGACGACAGAAGCGACGUCGUUUUACUGAAGUUCCUACGCGCUAGGGACUUCAAGGUGAAAGAUUCGCUGGCAAUGCUCAAGAACACAGUCAAGUGGAGAAGGGAGUUCAAGAUCGACGAGUUGGUCGAUGAAGACCUUGUGGAUGAUCUAGACAAGGUGGUGUUCAUGCAUGGGCACGACCGAGAAGGACACCCGGUGUGUUACAAUGUCUAUGGUGAGUUUCAGAACAAGGAGCUUUACAACAAAACGUUCUCUGAUGAGGAAAAGAGGAAACAUUUCUUGAGGACGAGGAUUCAGUUCUUGGAGAGGAGUAUAAGGAAGCUAGACUUCAGCUCCGGUGGAGUUUCCACCAUAUUUCAGAUCAACGAUAUGAAGAACUCUCCGGGACUGGGGAAGAAAGAGCUUAGAUCGGCGACCAAGCAAGCCGUGCAGUUGCUUCAGGACAAUUACCCUGAGUUUGUCUUCAAACAGGCCUUCAUCAAUGUUCCCUGGUGGUACCUUGUGUUUUACACUGUGAUUGGUCCGUUCAUGACACCAAGAUCAAAGAGCAAGUUGGUGUUUGCUGGUCCGUCAAGAUCAGCCGAAACUCUUUUCAAAUACAUAUCGCCCGAACAAGUCCCGGUACAAUAUGGAGGAUUGAGUGUAGAUCCUUGUGACUGCAAUCCAGACUUCUCUUUGGAAGAUCCAGCCUCAGAGGUCAUUGUUAAGCCUGGAACAAAGCAAACUGUUGAGAUCAUAAUCUAUGAGAAAUGUGAGAUUGUGUGGGAGAUAAGGGUAAUUGGAUGGGAGGUGCGCUACAAGGCAGAGUUUGUGCCUGAAGAGAAAGAUGCUUAUACGGUGGUUGUACAGAAACCGAGGAAGAUGAAACCAUUCGAUGAACCGGUGUUAACCCAGAGCUUCAAAGUGAAUGAGCUUGGCAAGGUUUUACUCACUGUAGACAACCCAACCUCUAAGAAGAAGAAGCUCGUUUACAGGUUCAAUGUCAAACCUCUCUGAUGUGAGAUGUCUUCUGUGUGUUUUUGUAUAUGUGAGUGUUUGGUUUAUCAUAUCAUAUCAUUUUGUAUUUGUGGCUUACACUUACACGAUGGAGGUUCUGCAUCUUUUGCUCAUGUAAUCAUUUGAGAAUAAUAUAUUUUACAUGACCUUCUAUAAUAAAGAACUUGAAUAUCUUUAA
Molecule: messenger RNA, 1814 nt
Organism: Brassica oleracea var. oleracea
Lineage: Eukaryota; Viridiplantae; Streptophyta; Magnoliopsida; Brassicales; Brassicaceae
Product: patellin-3
Exons: 4
Coding region: 146-1636 (496 amino acids)
Molecular function (GO): lipid binding
Source: RefSeq, a predicted model, not a curated record